GAGGGGACGGCAGGGAGGAGCCGAGGACCUGGGGGCCGGCGUGGCGAGAGGAUAACGGGGGCGGACCCUGGAGCUCCUCCAGUUCUCACCUCAAGAAUUAGAACUACAACAAAAACCUGAUGCAACCUUUCCAGAUUAUCCCUAGACGACUAAUCUGCCAGCUAUAUUGUGGCCUGAAGCCUCCAACCUCCACACAAAACAAGAUUUGCCUGACAAUGGCUCGUCCAAGUUCAAGUAUGGCAGAUUUUCGGAAAUGUUUUUCAAAAGCAAAGCACAUAGUCAUCAUUUCAGGAGCUGGUGUUAGUGCGGAAAGUGGUGUUCCAACUUUCAGAGGAGCUGGAGGUUAUUGGAGAAAAUGGCAAGCUCAGGACCUGGCGACUCCUCAGGCCUUUGCCCACAACCCGUCCCGGGUGUGGGAGUUCUACCAUUACCGGCGGGAGGUCAUGCAGAGCAAGGAGCCCAACCUUGGGCACCUUGCCAUUGCUGAGUGUGAGGCUCGGCUGGGCAAGCAGGGCCGGCGGGUCAUGGUCAUCACCCAGAACAUCGAUGAGCUGCACCGCAAGGCUGGCACCAAGAACCUUCUGGAGAUCCAUGGUAGCUUGUUUAAAACUCGAUGUACCUCUUGUGGAGUGGUGACUGAGAAUUACAAGAGUCCAAUUUGUCCAGCUUUAUCAGGAAAAGGUGCCCCAGAUCCAGAAACUCAAGAUGCCAGAAUCCCAGUGGGUAAACUUCCCCGGUGUGAAGUGCCUGGGUGUGGGGGCUUACUACGGCCUCACGUCGUGUGGUUUGGAGAAAACCUGGAUCCUGACAUUCUGGAGGAGGUUGACAGGGAGCUUGCCCUCUGUGACUUAUGUCUAGUGGUCGGCACUUCUUCUGUGGUGUACCCAGCAGCCAUGUUUGCCCCCCAGGUGUCUGCCAGGGGCGUGCCAGUGGCCGAAUUUAACACAGAGACCACCCCAGCCACAAACAGAUUCAGGUUUCAUUUCCAGGGACCCUGUGGUACGACUCUUCCUGAAGCCCUUGCCCGUCAUGAAAAUGAAACUAUUUCUUAGGUUUCCUGGGGAAGGAAGCAAUCAUGGAAUAUCUCAGAACUAGGCCACAAACAGGAGAAACGGUCUUGUGGGCGGUGAACUGAAUAUUGGACGAUCUACAAUAUCCUAUGAUUCCCUGGCUGGAAUCAACCUGAGGGAUGAGGGCUUAGAAGAAGCAAGAACAAACACAUUUAGAAGUGAGAGAAAUAUAAAGUUAAUGCAUAUUAUUUGGUUUGGACUGAAAUGUAAGAUCUUUGAUGUAUUUGAUUGGUUUUGUAAGAGAGUGAGACCAUGUCUCUUUAAAAAAAGAGAAGAUGCUACUCUAGAUGUCUUUGUUGGGGGCUCUUUCUUUUCAGUGUUUACCUUGUUUGACGGCCUCACCUCAAGAAACAUGUGAUAGCUUACACAGGGACUCAUGCAAAGGAAGAAAGAGAGAAGCAGCAACAAGGUAAAAAACCAGGAUGAGAAAAAAGAACAAUGCAAAUAUAUGGACACUGAGGAUAAACCCAGCUGCCUAAAGUUUAGCUCUGGCCAUCUCAGCAGCCAAGGGAGAAAGGAAGAAGUGACAGUUCAGUAUCAUAAAUACAGAAGCAUAGCCCCUGUAUUGUCUGCCAACCUUUCCAGACACUGAAUUCUGAAGGGAAUUUUUUCCAUGAGACUUUAAAAAAUGAUGCCCUUUCUACCUAGGAGUAAAGUAGUAAAAAUACAGUGCUUUCCUUAAACCCCACUAGCUAAUUCAGCACUCAGGAGCUUUGGCAUGCCUGCUGACUGGGAAGCUAGAGGACUGGAAGGCGUGGUCAUCACUAACAACUAUGAAGGUCGUAUGUAACAUAGUCCCUUGGAUCAGGUGGGCUCCCAGAGCGAUUAGGUACCUGGGCCACAUCACCUCAGCUUCUUGUGAAAUUGCAUUGUGUUACACCUUGACUUUUGUAGAAAUAGCAGCAAGACAUUGCAUAUAAAACUUUAGACUGCAUAAUUUUUAAUAAAUCCCAAAGGUCCUUUGUGUGGGGAGGAGGGAUGUGCGCACAUAGCCCAAUGGGGAGCCUGAGGAACCAGUCAGGGACACUGAGGGUUGGAUUCAUACUGGACAUGGGUGGGUCAAGGGACAGACACCGAGGGGACUGGUCAUUCCUGUAAUAAGGUUUUGUACUACUUGUAAUGCAGUUUUUAUAUAUAAAUACCAUCGUGCACUUUUAAAAUGUUUGUUGCUGGGCCAUUCCAGGUUAACUUUACGCAUUUUUCUAUUGUUGGCUACACUGUCUUGGAGUCUGUUAUAUUUCUGCUUUGUAAUUUCUGUCUGGCUAAGGCCCAGAGGUUUCAUAUUUCUUUCCAGCUCCUGUCAUAACCAGAACUUUGGUUCCAACAGCUUUUCUCAUUCAUGUGUUUUGUCAUUUUGUUCCUUUUUGGUUUUGUUGUUUUUAAAUUGGUGAUUCUAAAUCAGAAGAGAUGACAGGAGAACGUACAAAAUAUAUGUGGGAUAGAAUUAUUCAA
Carlito syrichta (Philippine tarsier) is the source of this 2522-nucleotide messenger RNA. It is a transcript of the gene SIRT5, whose product is annotated as sirtuin 5. The transcript has 9 exons. Lineage: Eukaryota; Metazoa; Chordata; Mammalia; Primates; Tarsiidae. Gene Ontology annotation, molecular function: NAD+ binding; protein-malonyllysine demalonylase activity; protein-succinyllysine desuccinylase activity. The record is from RefSeq and is a predicted model, not a curated record. Bases 120 to 1052 code for a protein of 310 amino acids.